This is a messenger RNA of Cavenderia fasciculata, 1179 nucleotides long. RefSeq lists its product as uncharacterized. Gene Ontology annotation, biological process: DNA damage response. Gene Ontology annotation, molecular function: single-stranded DNA binding. Bases 1 to 1179 code for a protein of 392 amino acids. The record is from RefSeq and is a predicted model, not a curated record. Lineage: Eukaryota; Evosea; Eumycetozoa; Acytosteliales; Cavenderiaceae. The transcript has a single exon.
AUGUGUGGAAGAUCAGUAUUAACAUUAGAACCACAAGAUAUACAAGCUAGAACUAAUACAACUAGAGUAAUAGGUCAAUACCAACAAUCAUAUAAUGUAACAAUCGGUAUGGUUCAACCGGUCAUUGUGGCAAGUGCCAAUCAACAUGUUGUUCAAGCCAUGACAUGGGGAGGUGUAACGAUUGGAACUCAAAUGGGUCUAAGCAACAUUAGAUCAGACAACAAAAAUGGUCUAUUCAAAUCAAUGUUAAAGAAACAAAGAUGUUUGGUGGUAGCUAAUGGUUUCUAUGAAUGGAAACAUCCAACUCAUGGUAAUUCAAAACCUCUACCUUAUUAUUUUCAUAUUCCAAAUCAAGAAGAAAAGACAAAGACAACUUCUUCUUCUUUGUCAUCAUCAGAUUCAAUGAUGAUUAGUGAAUCUGAUAGAUUUGGAGGUAAUGAAAAGAUUAUAGAUAAAUCUAAAACAAUCAUGUUGAUGGCUGGUGUAUACCAAGUUACAAAGGAUAAUGGUGGUAAUGACUCUUAUAGAUAUUCUGUCAUUACAACUGAUGCUUCAAAAGAAGUGUCACCUGUACAUCACAGAAUGCCAGUUAUCUUUAGAGAUCAAGAUGAUAUUAAUAGAUGGCUAUCAGAAAGCACUACCGAUGAAGAAUCCUAUGGUAUGAUGAAACAAUUUAUUGGUCUUUCCUCUCAUAGAGUUCCAAUGUUGGUCAAUAGUAUUAAAAAUAAUGGUCCAGAAUUGAUUGAAAAUGAAAAGGAUUAUUAUUCAAAACAUGGUAUAAAUAGAUUUUUUCAACCAAUCCAAGAUGUACAACAAUCUCAACAAGAUGUACAACAAUCUCAACAACCUAUAGAACAACAAAAUAAUGUGCAAAUACAACCAACAAUAUUAGAUGAAGAAGUUGAAUUUGAUUUUUUCGAUGAUACUCCUCCUCCUUCGUCUUCUUCUUCUUCCACCAUUUCUCAACCAUCUUUUGUAAAUACACAAAUAUCCUCCUCCUCCUCAUCCUCUUCAUCCCAAUCAAAACCAAGAGCCAAUUCAAACACCACAACCAAAAAACCAACUGUAUCAAAAUCACCAUCAAAGUCACCAUCCAAAUCAACUCUUCUUGCCAACAAGAAAUCAUUUACAAAUCCACCCAAAGGUGGAGGUAUUGAAAGGUUCUUUACUCCACAGUAG